Messenger RNA from Anisakis simplex (herring worm), 192 nucleotides. The record is from the annotation of a GenBank genome assembly. Lineage: Eukaryota; Metazoa; Nematoda; Chromadorea; Rhabditida; Anisakidae.
UUGGCGUUAAUCGUCUAUAUUGAUCAUGGUUUCGUUCGAUUCGCUAUCAAUUAUUCACUAAUUUCGCUGUUGAAUUUGAUCGCAAUUAUCUGCACGAUAUUUGCAUUGAAAGAUCAAAAUGCCGCCAUGCUUUACCCAAUGCUUGUGUCUCUAGUAAGUUUCAUUUUUCAUCUCACAAAUAUUCACUUAUGA